CCCUCCCCCCCCCCCCCCAUGACACACCAGACGAUGCGUUGACUGAGCGCAGGAGAAGAAGAAAACCUCUCCCAGCCAGCCGUCCUGCCUGCUGCAUGGAGGAGAAGCUGAGGAGGAAGAGGAGCAGAGAGGAGCUGUGUCCCGGUGCUGUUCUCACCUCCCUCCUGAUGAUUUACCGUCUCCUCCUCUGACUCAACACCUCCCCUGUGCCCCCCCGCCCCCGUGACCUCUGACCUCCUGUUUCCGUGACAACACGAUGUGUCCUAAGUGUUCUGGAGGUGACCUCUGCAGGAUCCCUGACACUUAAACCAUCUGAUCUGUGGCUGGUCCUCUUCACCUCCUGCUACUCUGACCCCGCACUCACUUCCCGUCCCGUGCUCCUCCUCUGGACCUCCUCUGGCCUCCACCAUGUCGGAGGGGCUGCUGCAGGUGGAGAUCCCGGACUUCGGCAGCAGCGUGCUGGGCAGCCUGAACGAGCAGCGUCUGCUGGGUCACUACUGCGACGUGUCCAUCCUGGUGCAGGGUCAGGCCUUCAAGGCGCACCGCGCCGUCCUUGCCGCCUCCUCGCUCUACUUCAGAGACCUGUUCAGCUCCGCGGCUGACUCCUCCUCAUCCUCCUCAUCCUCCUCCCCCCAGGCGGUGUUCGAGCUGCCGUCCUCUGUGACGCCAACGUGUUUCCAGCAGAUCCUGUCCUUCUGCUACACGGGACGCCUCAGCAUGGCUGCCAGCGAGCAGCUGGUGCUCAUGUACACUGCCGGCUACCUGCAGAUCCAGAACAUCGUGGAGCGAGGCAUGGAGCUGAUGAUGAUGAAGGCCUCCUCCUCCUCCUCACCUCUCUGCUGUGACUCACAGACGACCUCAGCAGACGAGCUCGGGGGCUUUGAGGCUUCAAUGGUGCAGCAGCAGCAGCACAGCGCCCCCCAGCUGCAGGAGGCCAGUCCAGACCAGCCGGCCCUGAGCCCGGAGGAGCUGCUCCUGGCUGUCAGCAGAAUCAAACAGGAGAGAGCUGACACUCCUCCUGCGGAGGAGAACGGAGGAGGAGCAGGAGGAGCAGGAGAGGAGGCCAGGGUGGACGUGGCCGGGGACCUGCAGUCCUCCAGGAGCAGUGCUCUGUGUUACCUGGGAGCAGGUGGUGGUCUGGUUCCGGGGCUGCAGUCCUACCUGCUGGCAGGCGGGGGACGCUCAAGUCCAGGAGGCUCCAGUCUCCCCACAGACUCCCCUCCCUCUCACCCCCCCACUGAGGAGGAGCUGGAGGAGGAUUACUACGGGAACACGGUCCACCCGGGACUGUACCAACACAUCUAUGGACACCCAGGAAACCCCUACAUCCCAGAGAAGAUGGAGAUGCUCUCCCUCCCGCUGGCUAACGAGCGUCGGCCCUGUGUGCUGGUUGGUCGGGACAACAUGGCGCUUCCCGCCAGUCUGAUCAGUCAGAUUGGGUACCGCUGCCACCCGUCGCUCUACACUGAGGGAGACCCAGGAGAGAAGGUGGAGCUUGUGGCAGGCUCAGGUGUGUUCAUGACUCGAGGUCAGCUAAUGAACUGCCACCUGUGUGCUGGAGUCAAACACAAGGUGCUGCUCAGGAGGCUGCUGGCCACGUUCUUCGACAGAAACACUCUGGCCAAUAGCUGUGGGACAGGAAUCCGCUCGUCCACCAAUGAUCCGAGCAGGAAGCCUCUGGACAACCGAGUGUUAAACACCGUGAAACUGUACUGUCAGAACUUUGCUCCUAACUUUAAGGAGAGUGAGAUGAACGUCAUUGCUGCAGACAUGUGCACCAACGCCCGCCGGGUCCGUAAACGUUGGCUCCCGAAGAUCCAGUCUCUCCUCCCCGACAGCCUCCCCGCCUCCUCCCACCCACGCAAGGGUAAGAGAGGAGGAGGUGGAGGAGGAGGAGGAGGUCAGGGAGAUGCAGCAGUGCAGCCCAGUGGCAGCCCCUUUGAGCUGGACUUGAGACAGCUCAGUGCCUCCUACCUCGGCCUGGAGGCGCCGCUGUAUGCCGAGCGACGGGAGCGGGAGGCAGCGGGGGAGCGAGAGAGGGAGAAGGAGGCCCCAACUGCCCUCCUGCCUCACCUGCAGUUUGCCGGGUCUCGUGGGGGAGGAGCAGGGGCGGGGCAGGCAGAGGAGGGGCUGAUGGGAGGCGAAGCAGAUGGGGGAGGGAGGCUACAGGCUGAACCACCCCCAGACCUCCCCCUCUCCCUGUCCUCCACUUCCUCUUCCUCCUCCUCCUCCUCCUCACACCCCUCCCCCCAGCCUGCAGAGCCCGCCCCUUCUCACAGGGGAUUGGCUGAGACAGAUGAGAGGGGGGUGGGGCCUCUGGAAGACAGCCAAUAAGCUUUCUAAUGCAUCUGCCUACCUGUAUGUAAAUAACACAAUAGCUACCUGUCCCCACCUGUCUGUCUGACCUACCUGUCUGUCUGCUCCCCUACCUCAAUACCUGUCCACCUGUCUACCUCUCUGCCCCUGUCUGUCUGACCUACCUCUGUCUGUCUGUCUGUCUCCUCUACCUGUCUGUCUGCUCGGCUCUGCUGCAUGUUAACAGCCUCCUGCAGUCAGCACACAGGCCCAUAGCAACAGGACUGAAGAUGAUGAUGAUGAUGAUGAUGAAGAUCAUAAUAUUCACUCUGAUAAUGACAAUAAAGCUUCUUGAUAAUCAA
Molecule: messenger RNA, 2657 nt
Organism: Acanthopagrus latus (yellowfin seabream)
Lineage: Eukaryota; Metazoa; Chordata; Actinopteri; Spariformes; Sparidae
Product: nucleus accumbens-associated protein 2-like
Exons: 8
Coding region: 409-2334 (641 amino acids)
Biological process (GO): regulation of transcription by RNA polymerase II
Molecular function (GO): protein binding; RNA polymerase II cis-regulatory region sequence-specific DNA binding; DNA-binding transcription factor activity, RNA polymerase II-specific
Source: RefSeq, a predicted model, not a curated record